Molecule: messenger RNA, 1744 nt
Organism: Nelumbo nucifera (sacred lotus)
Lineage: Eukaryota; Viridiplantae; Streptophyta; Magnoliopsida; Proteales; Nelumbonaceae
Source: RefSeq, a predicted model, not a curated record
AAGACAGUUAAGCCCAGGGUUAGAAUUUAUAAGCACAGGAACGGGUGUUGAUGCAUAAAGUGUGGAUUGUUGACUUUCUGAAUAUUUAUAGCUCUCCAGUGAAAAUCCCAAAUUUUCAUUGGGCCUAUUUUUUUAUUUAUUUUUUUCAUUUGCUAAACCAUGCCCAUUGUCAGAAAACCAUGUAUAACACUGCCGGAGCACUCGCUGUAUUCGUCUCCGACUAUCAUCGGAGCUACUGUCACACGCAACUCAUAUGAAAAUCUCCAAUAAUGAUUCACAGAACAUGGAACAGCUAAGGGGAAUUUAUUAUCCAGCUCCCUCGUCGACGUAAGUCUAUAUGGCAGGUUCAGUGGAGAAAAAUGGAGAACUUUACUCUGUUCGAAACGAUUAAAUCGGGCUCCGCCGUUAAUUUUCCUUCUAACCGAAGAUUAAGUUUGCUACUAGAUUGAGAAGAAGCAAAGAAAGGGAACGGCUGCAAAAACAUGGAGGAGCAACUAUGACAGGGUUCUUAUUGGCUCUCUCCUGGGUUUGACUCCAGAGAGUUUCUAGACUACAUGCUUUCCUUGAAAAAACGAGGAGCUUUAUCAAUGCAGAUAAGUAAUUUUGCAAGGGGCUUUUUCGAUUCUUCAUCCCCUUUAGUCCCUGUAGCACUUCCUUCGCAGAGAGAAACCCAUAUUUGGUAUAUUGUACCUGAUGAAGUGCAGAAUACAUCUCUAUUAAAUCAGUACUUAAAGCUCCUAUCAUCUUGUGAAAGAGAGAGCAUGUUUCGCAUGAGUGGAGACAAACUUCAGAAGAGUUCCCUGCUAGCUCGUACUUUGGUCCGUACUACACUGUCAAGAUAUACAAAUUGUCAAAUUACUCCAAGAUCAUUCAAGUUCAGGAAGAACACUUUUGGGAAGCCUGAGAUAGAGUGGGGACAUUAUGAAGAGUGGUCUCCACCAGCACUGCAUUUCAAUGUUUCUCAUACAUCUUCAUUGAUUGCCUGUGGUGUGACAGUGGAUAAGCUGGUUGGUGUUGAUGUGGAGGAAAAACAACGGAAAAUAAAGAAUGAUAUAUUAUCUUUUGCUCGACGUUAUUUCUCUUUGCAUGAAGUUGAACACUUGCAUGCUAUUUUAGACCCAGAGAUUCAAAGACAAGAGUUUAUUAAGUUAUGGACACUAAAGGCUUAUGUAAAAGCACUGGGGAGGGGCUUCUCGGCUGCACCUUUCAAGACAUUUACCAUCCGCUUCAGGGCUACUAGGAGUGAUGGCUUGCAAGUUCCUACAGAUCUAAUUUCUGAGGCAUCUGAAAUACUUGUAGAAGCAUUUGAUGAUCCCAAGAGCCUUUCAAACAAUUGGCAAUUUGGACUCUUGGAACUGGCCAAUUCCCAUUAUGCUGCCAUUUGCAUGGAAAAAGAAAACAUUCUUGAAGGAAAAGGGAAUGACUUUAUGAAAUUGAAAGUGUGGAAGACUCUUCCAUUUGUCGAGGAUGAAUAUGUUUCUGGAACUAAUGCAGUGAAAAUAAUCUGUGGGUUGUCCCAGUGCUUGCAUCUUUAGGCACUUGGCUAUGUUAUCUCUUCUAACCGGAAAUCCAAAGAUUGGAUCCCAUUUUAUUAUUUCUGUAGGAAAUAUUUCAAAAGGUGUUUUUCUCAGUAGGUUGUCAAGAUCAUAAAUAUUGAGUACUAUCACCAGAGACCUUGUAAAAUCUGCACAUUACAGGCUUAUUAGCAAGGUUCAAAGUCUCAGAAGUGCAAUUUUAAGAGACA